Acanthosepion pharaonis is the source of this 1746-nucleotide messenger RNA. Lineage: Eukaryota; Metazoa; Mollusca; Cephalopoda; Sepiida; Sepiidae. The record is from the annotation of a GenBank genome assembly.
AUGGAAUCCUCAGCAACAAUAUCUAGUGUUGUUGCAAGCUCUGGCUCUGUACUUCUCAGUAGAGUUUAUGAGACUAAAGGAAGGAGAGGAUGUGCCAUUCCUGGUCUCAACAAUGACACUUAUAAAGUCCAAAAUGAAGCACAUGCGGAGCUUAUCAAUAAAACCAUUCCUUAUGUGUGGAAGAAUAACAAACUUGAAUAUGCACCAUGUGAAAUUUUUAGCACCAAUGACUCUUUUUUAUCCUUGCAAUUCAACGAUACAAACAGAACAAAAGUGGCCUGUCAUAAAUGGGUCUAUGAUAAAUCUACUGUAAUAAAAACGGCUGCAACUGAGAUGAAUAUGGUAUGUAGUAAAGAAAUAUAUGGUUCCUUGACUAAAAUGUGGUUCAUGGUUGGAAUGUUGGUGGGUUCCUUUAUGUUAGGAAUUGUUUCAGACAAAUUUGGAAGAAAACCAGCCUAUUUUAUUUGUCUUCUUGGAAACAUUGCAUCAACUGUAUGUGUUUACUGGAUUCCAGAAGUGAUAUCACUUGAAGCUGCUCGAUUUACCACUGGUGUAUUUAUUGUUGGCCUUUAUAUGAUUAUUUUUGUCAUUUCUGUGGAACAUGUGGGCAGCUCAAAAAGAACUUUGGUUGGUGUCAUUUUAAAUAUAAUCUACACAUUAGGAGAAAUCCUUACUGGGGCCAUAGCAUAUUUUGUGAGAGAUUGGCGAACUCUCUGUCUUCUUCUCUCCUCAGUUCUUUGGCCGACAAUUUUUUAUUGGUGUGUUCUUGUUGAAUCCCCACGCUGGCUCAUCUUGAAGAAAAGAUAUGCAGAAGCAGAGAUGAUAUUCAGAAAAGCUGCCUAUGUAAACAAAGUCGAAUUGCCUGAGGAUUUGUUUCUGCCUGAUGAAGACAACAAAGAAGAAAGAAUAAUGGUACAUGAAGGAUUUCUGAAAUUGUUUAAAUCCAAGAUACUUUUACUACGCAGUCUGAUUAUAUUUUUUAAUUGGAGUGUUAUCAGUUUUGUAUUCUUUGGUCUUCUAAUGAUAAGCAACAAUUUGGCAGGAAACUUGUAUGUGAAUACAACUGUAAAUGCUGCUGUUGAAAUCCCGGCUGUAAUAGGAGUCCUUUUUGUGUUGGACCGAUGGGGACGAAAACCCCUUUAUUUUUCUUCAGUGGUCUUAGCUGGACUAGCAUGUCUUGCCUCUGGUCUAAUCAGUAUGUAUCUACCAGAUAACUUGCAAUGGAUUUCUGUGACAGCAGCAAUGAUCGGGAAAUUUGGAGCCUCUGCUGGGUUUACUAUCAUCUACAUUUUUACAACUGAACUUUUCCCAACAGUUGUUCGAAAUGCUGGUGUUGGAGCAAGUUCUUGUGCUGCACGAAUAGGCAGCAUUGUUGCUCCUUAUACUGUAGAUUUGGGACAUCUCAUCAGCAGUGGACCACUUGGUACUGGUUUUCCAAUGCUUUUAUAUGGAGUUUUGUCAUUAAUUGCCGGAGGACUCUCUUUAUAUUUACCUGAAACACUUGGAAAAGAUUUACCUGAAACAAUUACUGAUGGAGAAAGAUUUGGAAAUUCUUCUUAUACUUUCCUUGCUAAUGAAGAAGAUGCUGAUAACAAUGACGAGACUGAUGAUGAAGUCAGUUCUAAUUAUCCAUUGAUGGAAGACAGUGAAAUUGUUUUGCUGAACAAUUACCCUUACGAAACAGAAUCCAAUGAGAGAGGCAAGCGGAUAUUUCCAAAGAGCAAGAAAACAACAUUUAUAUCAUGA